AUGCCUAGGCUCGCACAUAGAGAGCAGCUCUCCUCCCAGUGGACAUUUAAACAGACGGAUGACCCGGACGAGGCUUGGCUGCCUGUAGCCCGCGUGCCGACUGUCUCGCACAUUGAUUUAAUUGACAAUGGCCGCAUCGCAGAUCCAUUCGUCGACAUGAACGAGCUAGACGUGGAAUGGGUCGGUGAGAAAUCAUGGACGUAUCGCACCUUUUUCUCCAGCCCUGAGCUGCUCGCCGGCGAGUCCGUCUAUCUCCUGUUCGGCGGUCUCGACACGUUCGCGACCGUCAAAUUGAACGAUAAGGUCAUUCUCACGAGCGACAACAUGUUCCUCGCCCAUAGGGUGGAAGUCACGUCACUGCUUGCUCCAGAAAAUAACACGCUCGUCAUUGACUUCGACAGCGCCCUGCUUCGUGGGCGGGAGAUCGAGAAGCAGCACGAGGAGCAUCGCUACCUUGCGCACAACGGGGAGUCGGGGCGUCUAGGGGUGCGAAAAGCGCAGUAUCACUGGGGAUGGGACUGGGGUCCUGUUUUGAUGACUGCUGGACCGUGGAGGCCCGUCUCUCUGGAGGUGUCCAGCGCCUCCAUCCAAGAUGUCUUAACCAAAUAUGAUGUCCAAGAAGAUCUGAGCUCUGUGUCCGGAACAGUCAAUGUAGAGUUUGAUGGGUCAAUCGACGAAGUUCGCGUCUCGAUAUCUCACCAAGGAGCUGCAGUAGUCGCUACAUCAAUCAUCCCGACAGAUUCUACUGCAAGCCUUGCCUUUGAAAUUCCCGCGUCAGCUGCACCUAAAUUAUGGUACCCCAGGGGAUGUGGAGACCAAGCAAUCUACGACGUAGAAGUAGAGAUUAUCAAAGACCAAGUCACUGUCGACCGGUCGUUGAAAAAGACUGGCUUCCGUCAGGCAGAGCUUGUUCAAAACGACGACAAGCAUGGCGAAUCAUUCUACUUCCGGGUCAAUAAUGUUGAUGUCUUUGCUGGCGGCUCUUGUUGGAUUCCAGCAGACAACUUCCUCCCAAGAAUCACGCCAGAGCGCUACAGGAAUUGGGUCAAGUUGAUGGCGGAAGGAAACCAAGUGAUGGUGCGAGUAUGGGGAGGCGGUGUCUACGAGGACGAUUCGUUCUACGAUGCCUGUGACGAGUUUGGCGUCCUUGUCUGGCAAGACUUCUUGUUCGCGUGCGGCAGCUACCCAGCAUGGGAGUCACUCCGCGAGUCCGUCGACAAGGAGGCGAGGCAGAAUCUCAAACGGCUCCGCCAUCACCCCUCCAUCAUAGUGUACUGCGGCAACAACGAGGAUUACCAGACGCAAGAGUACUACAAGCUGGACUAUGUUUGGGAAAACAAAGACCCAGAGUCAUGGCUCAAGGGCACAUUCCCCGCUCGCUACUACUACGAGCAUCUCCUACCCAGAGCCGUGGCUGAAGAAAACCCCGGCGUCAUUUAUUGGCCCAGCUCGCCCUUCUCUUCCAAGGGCAGGGAGGCCAAUGACAAGAAGGCGGGUGAUAUCCAUCAAUGGAAUUUACGAUCCUUUGAUGUCUCGAUCACAAGCUCACCUAGCAUGGAAGUUUGGCACGGCUAUCAGGAGAAAUACCAGUGCUUUGACAAGAACGGCGGCCGUUUUGUCAGCGAGUUUGGCCUCGAGGCAUUCCCUCAUCUCUCUACCCUCCAGUCUGUCAUCACCAACCCUGCCGAACGCCACCCAAGCUCGCGUACAAUGGACUUCCACAACAAGGCCCACGGGCACGAGAGACGCAUCGCCACGUACAUUGUCGAGAACUUCCGCCCCGCGACCGACCUCAAGGGCCACAUCUACCUGUCCCAGUUGAUGCAGAGCGAGGCUCUCCACUUUGCGUAUCGAGGAUGGCGGCGGCAGUGGGGAGACGAGAGGUUGUGCGGUGGCGCUUUGGUGUGGCAGACGAAUGAUUGCUGGCCCACGACGUCGUGGGCCAUUGUUGACUACUAUCUGAAGAAGAAGCCUGGGUUUUACGCCAUCGCUCAGCAGAUGCGGCCAGUCAAUGUCUGUGUCCAACGCGAGCAUCACGACUGGAGUGUUGGCCACGCGCGGCCGGCGAAAAGGUCUCCGUUCGACGUAUGGGUGGCAAGCAGCUUGCGCGAUGAGGUUGUCGGCGAUGUUGAGAUUCGGUUCAUCUCAAUCCAGAGCGGAAAGGAGAUCAAAGAUAGCAUUCGCAAGUCCGGCGUGGUGAUUGUUCCCAACGGGACCACGGAGGUUCACUCCGGAGAAACAGACAACGAAAAGGAGGAGCCUCACGUUAUCGCAGUUCGUCUCUUUAUAGACGACAAGGUGGUUGCAAGAGAGGUGGAUUGGCCCCAGCCAUUCAAGUAUUUGACGUUCCCUGAUCGAGGCGUUACGGUUCAAGCUUCGGAAGGCUCCUACAUCGUCUCGGCCCAGCGUCCCACCAAAGGUCUGGUGUUUGAUGAGGUCGACGGAAUUACACUGAGUGAUAAUGCCAUUGACGUCGUUCCGGGUGAUACUCAGGUCAUCUCCAUCACUGGUGCAUCGAGUGCCAAUGCUGCUCCUGCGUAUCAAUACUUGGGGCAGGAGGAGAACCUCAAGCAAGUCGGGGCUCACCAUCUUUAA
Clonostachys rhizophaga is the source of this 2595-nucleotide messenger RNA. NCBI's taxonomy places the organism in Eukaryota, Fungi, Ascomycota, Sordariomycetes, Hypocreales, Bionectriaceae. The record is from the annotation of a GenBank genome assembly.